Mytilus californianus (California mussel) is the source of this 2009-nucleotide messenger RNA. Its product is annotated as calcyphosin-like protein. Bases 156 to 719 code for a protein of 187 amino acids. NCBI's taxonomy places the organism in Eukaryota, Metazoa, Mollusca, Bivalvia, Mytilida, Mytilidae. The record is from RefSeq and is a predicted model, not a curated record. Gene Ontology annotation, molecular function: calcium ion binding. The transcript is spliced from 4 exons.
AUAAUAACCGGUUAAAAACACAGAUUAUCCGUAGUUUGCUCAUUGUUGAAAGCUGUAAGGUGACCCAUAGUUGCUUAAAUCAACGUUAUUUGGACUCUGUUGGGUAGUUGUUUCAUCCGUAAUCACAUCACAUCACAUCUCCUAAUUUUAUACAAAUGGCUGACCAUAUCACAGAAUUAAGGGCGAAAUGUUUAGAACGAGGAGCCAGUGGUAUACACGGCAUAAGCAGAACUUUCCGAAAUAUGGACGUCGAUCAUAGUAAUUGGCUAAGUCUUAAGGAAUUCGGAGAUGGCCUAAAGGACUUUGGCCUUAGCUUUCCCGAAAGUUCGGUAGAAGAGUUAUUUAGCUACAUUGACAAAGAUGGCCAACAUGGAAUUCUGUUUGACGAAUUCCUAGAAGCACUAAGGCCUCCUAUGUCACAGACGAGAAUUUCGAUCAUCAAUAAAGCAUUUGCCAAGUUUGACAAAGAAACUGGUGACGGAGUGAUUACCCUUGAAGAUCUUAGGGAUGAUUACAAUGUUGAGAAUCACCCUAGUUAUAAGAGUGGUUUCUUCACAAAAGACCAAGUUCUGAGCGAAUUUCUUCACGUGUUUGACAAGGGAAUUGAAGAUGGAAAGGUGACCAAAGAAGAAUUUACUAAUUACUACAGUGGCGUAGGUGCCAAUAUAGAUACAGAUGAAGAAUUUGUGAAGAUGAUGACAACUGCUUGGAAAAUUUAGCGAAAUUGUUGGACACGAAUUUCAAUAUUUAUUACCAAGAAUAGUUAUGAUUUGUUACUUAUACCACCAAAAAAAAAAAAAGGAUGGACGGCGGAAACCACAUGAUGAGAAUUGUUGUUAGGUGCAGCGUAUUUCUUACGUUUUUACGCGGACAGAGUAAUGAAAAUCAAACUGUUUAACUGUCCGUCUACUCAUUUGUCUGUUUAUUUGCAAUUCAUGUCCGACUUUGAACUUUAAAAUAUCAUAAAGGAUUUUUAUUUUUAUAAAAUGCUUUAAAUUACUGUUAAUUGAUAUCAGAAGCUGUUUCAUAAAGGUUUCAGUGAUGUCACACUUACGAAUUUAAACUUUACAUAUUAUUCCAAUAAAUAAGAUCCCUUCCAAAUCAUAUACUAGUACAUAAUUACAGCUUGAUUAAGAAUCUUAGAUUUUGAUUGUUUGAUAGCUAGUGUGAUUUGCAUGUUUUUUUCAAAUAUUAAGAAUUUUAUUCAUAUUUCAACAUCCCGGGUUUAUGCACAACGAUAUGCCUUUUGUUUUACUAACUCUGCCGCGGUUUUGCUAAAACGUAUAUGCAUUUUUUACUCCUCACUGAGCUACUUUUUCAUUUGUGCUCUUUAUAAAAUGCGGCUGGUUUUUUUUUACGGUUUGAGUAAAAAAGAAUAGUGGAAUUAAUUAGUAAAUGUUUAACUGAACUAUCUCUAUUAUUACCCAGUGUAAAUAAACAGAUAUAUCAUCGUCAGGAAGGGUAUUUGUGAGAAAAAUACUAGCCGUGAGAAGUACUUUUACCGCUAGGUAUUUUUUCAUAAUGCUCCUCCGAUAAUGAUAAAAAUCUGUUCAUAACCAUCUUCAUAAACACGAAACAGUUCUAGAUAACCCAUAUCAAAAAUUUCUAUCUUGUUUCCAGGUCAGAACUUUAAAACGCCUUCAAAGUGUGUCAUAAAUGACCGUCUCAGAAGAUUAAAUUGGUUUUAAGUUUUAACACCAAUAUGUUUUUUUAUAGGUGUUUCCACCACUUAAGUGGAUGUCAUAAUUUUCAUGAAUAAAGUUGGUUACAUUUUGAUAGGUAAAUUUCAAAAAUUUAUUUAAAUCGUGUAAUAAAGGAUCAUUGAAGGGGGCCAGGGUUUCAUGUUAUUAAUGUACGCUCAACAUCUUUAGUUAUUUAAUGUUAUUAUAGAUAAGUAUACUCAUUUUAUAUCAUCGUUUCAAACAUAUCAAUUUGUUAUUAACACUGUAUAAAUCGUCAUGUAUAGAAUAAAAUUAAAAAAAAAAAAUUAUCAGUGUUAGAUAUUCAUA